Molecule: messenger RNA, 5333 nt
Organism: Chelonia mydas (Green sea turtle)
Lineage: Eukaryota; Metazoa; Chordata; Testudines; Cheloniidae
Gene: TOP1MT
Product: DNA topoisomerase I mitochondrial
Exons: 22
Coding region: 122-3919 (1265 amino acids)
Biological process (GO): DNA topological change; DNA replication
Cellular component (GO): chromosome; mitochondrial nucleoid
Molecular function (GO): DNA binding; DNA topoisomerase type I (single strand cut, ATP-independent) activity
Source: RefSeq, a predicted model, not a curated record
AAGCUCCUGCAAGGGGGCACUUCCCCUAGAGAGGAAAGCAAGGAAGCUAUUCAUGAGGGAAUCUCUUCUUAACCAAUGUUAUUUAGCCGGGUGUUACCCCAACCAGAUGUGAAUUUGCACCAUGAUGGAUAACGAAGAGUUGGCAGAGGAGAGGGACAUUGGGAGCCAUCACGAAACUGACCAGACAUCAUCUUCAUCAGUGAAGACUAAGAAUGACAGUAACAGGAAAAGGAAGAACGUCUCUGAGCAGAAGGGACAAGAACAAGAGAAGAAACCAAGAGCAGAAGCUCUGAACAGCCAGUGGGAGGAAGCUCAGCGAAAGGACCAGCCCUCUGCGUUAAAAGAGAAGAUGAGACCGCCGAGAUCCAAGGAGAAGCCGUUGCAAGAAAACGUCAUAAGCAGAAGCUCUCUAAAGCAAGAAGAGGCUGCUGAGAAUGAAGCCUCCAGCCAAAAACUGGAAGAAAAGUCCAAAGCUCCAGAGGAGGAGAAGGUCAAGCACAGACAGGUGGAGACUGAGCUCAUCCCAACCAAAACUCCAGCUUCAGGGCCAGCAAGCGCUCCCAGAGUCCUAGAGUCGGCUGCCGACAGUCCGGACUGCAACAGCCAGGAAGCUUCUCAUCCGGGGGAGCAGGAGGGUGAAGAGGGCCAGCCCAGGGAGGGGAGCACUGAAAGACCAGAGCACGCCCCGAAGAAAGUGAGAACUGGCCCUGAAGGGAAACUCCUGGUGACCGACGACAGAGACCUGGUUCCAAGACACCAUGGAACAAAAACCAAUGGGGUUGGUGAUGAGAACGCGGCCUUCUCUGGAGAGCUGGAUGGUUCAGCUGAGGAAGUGGACAUUAUAGCCAAAGGCAGAACAAAAGGGGAAGAGGGGGAGAAAAACACUGAGAGGGAGCCAAGUUCAUUCAUGCCUGAGGGGCAAAGAGGGGAGAAACGAGUCACAGACAGGAAAAGAAAAAGGGAAGAGGAAAAGGAGAGAGGGAGCAGGGAGCAGAAGGAAACUGAGCGGAGGAAGAAAGAGAUCAGAGAGCAGGGGAAACAUGAACUAAAGGAAAGUAAAGGGGGUAUGAGUAAGAAAGAGAAACCUAAGAAGGAAAGUGCUUAUGGGGAGGGAAAGGAUGAGGAGAAGAGAGAUGGUUCAGAGCCCAGUAAAGCCAAGAGGGAGAAGGGCAUCACUGAAGCCAUCUCUGGAAAGGGCGAAGGGCCAAAAGAGAUGGGAAGGCAAGAGGGUCACCCUUGGUUGGAAAGAGCAAAGGAGUCCAAGCAGAUGAAGAGUGAGGAUGAUGCAGAGGGAUUGGAUGGGGGUGCUGGUGAUCUAAGGGAAAAGGAAAAGCGAGGGAGUGAGACAGCAGGGGAGGUGGAGAACAGGGCCAAUACAGGGGAGGAUGAAAUACAGACAGAAAGAGGAAAGAACAGAAUGGAAGAGAGAGAAAGGGCAGAGGGAGAAGAAAAGCCUGCACAACGGCCAGCAAGAGCAGCAGAGGAUGAGGAGAAAAGGGAAGGUAAAGACAUAGAGGGAGAGAAAAAGAAUGUCAAAGCAAAUAAGGAAGUGAAGGCGGGAAAAAACCAGAAAGAGAAAAGGCAGGAAAAGAGGGAAGAAAAGAUAAAGGAAGCAAAAAACAAGAGGGAGAAAAGGGAAGGAGAGAAGAACAAAGAGAGUGAAGAAAAGACAGGAAGGAAAAAAACACAGAAGGAUAAAAAGGUGGAAGAUGAGAAAGAAAUGGAAAAGGCAGAAGAUGGGGCAAUUGACGAACAAGAGGGAAGGGAUGAGAAAGAGACUGAGAAUAGAGAUGAUGUGGAAGAAGAGAGGAAAAGAGAGGACAAAAGAAUGAAAGAUGAAAAAGAAAUUAAGGAAGAGGAGGAGGAGGAGGAACAAGAGGGAGAAGGAUGGGAAAGGAAUGAAAGAAUGGGAAGUGAACAGGAAAUGGAGGAAAAUAGCAUUAGAGAAGAAAAGGAAGAUCAGAUGGAGAAAGAUGAGAUGAGGGAAACAAAGGAGAAACAAGGAAAUGAGACGAACCAGGCCAAGAAAAAAAACAAGGAGAGAACAGCGAAAGAUAAAAAUAAAGGCACAGAAGAGAAGGGAAGAAAGAGCAAAGAGAAAUCCAAGGAGGUGGAGAAUGAGGGGGGAUCAAGGAAAAGGAAAAGCAAAGAGGAAGGAGACAAGAAGAAACACAAGAAAUUAAAGAAGGAGGAAGAUGAGAAGGAAAAGAAGAAAGAGGAAAACAAGUGGAAGUGGUGGGAAGAGGAAAAGACAGACGAUGGGGUGAAAUGGAAACAGCUGGAGCACAAAGGCCCCUACUUCGCCCCUCUCUACGAGCCACUCCCUGACGAUGUCAAGUUCUAUUACGACGGCAAACCCAUGAAGCUGAAUGUGGCCACGGAGGAGAUUGCCACCUUCUAUGCAAAAAUGCUAGAUCACGAAUAUACAACCAAGGAGAUUUUCCAGAACAAUUUCUUCCACGACUGGAGAAAGGAAAUGACCUCAGAGGAGCGGAAGAAGAUAAAGCACCUGGAGAAGUGCGACUUCAAAGAGAUGCACAAGUACUUUGUGGACAAAAAUGAGGCCCGGAAAGCUUUGUCCAAAGAGGAGAAACAGAAACUGAAGGAGGAGGCAGAUAAGAUCCAGGAGGAGUAUGGGUACUGCAUCCUCGACGGGCACCGGGAGAAAAUAGGCAACUUCAAAACCGAGCCCCCCGGGCUGUUCCGUGGGCGCGGGGACCACCCUAAAAUGGGCAUGCUGAAGAAGAGGAUCAUGCCGGAGGACGUCAUCAUAAACUGCAGCAAGGACUCUGAAACCCCCAAGCCCCCAUCAGGUCACAAGUGGAAGGAAGUGCGCUGUGACAACACUGUCACGUGGCUGGCUUCGUGGACUGAGAACAUCCAGAACUCGAUUAAGUACAUCAUGCUGAACCCUAGUUCCAAGCUAAAGGGGGAGAAGGACUGGCAGAAAUAUGAAGUAGCCAGACGUUUAAAAGAUGUAGUCGACAAGAUCCGCUCUCAGUAUCGUGCAGACUGGAAAUCCAGGGAGAUGAAGAAACGGCAAAGAUCUGUGGCCCUUUACUUCAUUGACAAGCUGGCCCUGAGAGCCGGUAACGAGAAGGAAGAAGGGGAGACUGCGGACACGGUUGGCUGCUGCUCCCUGCGUGUUGAGCACAUUAAGCUGCACCCAGAGCUGGACGGGCAGGAGCACGUUGUGGAGUUUGACUUCCUGGGGAAAGACUCGAUCCGGUAUUACAACAAAGUGCCUGUGGAGAAACCGGUGUUCAAGAACUUACAGUUAUUCAUGGAGAACAAAGACCCAGGGGACGACCUCUUUGACAGGCUGAAUACAACGGUCUUGAACAAACAUCUUCAGGAUUUGAUGGACGGGCUGACAGCCAAGGUGUUCAGAACAUACAACGCUUCCAUCACUCUGCAGGCGCAGCUGAAAGCACUCACGAACGCUGAGGACAACGUAGCAGCAAAACUCCUCUCCUACAACCGAGCCAACCGAGCCGUGGCCAUUCUGUGUAACCAUCAGAGAGCCACACCCAAGAGCUUUGAGAAGUCGAUGCAGAACCUCCAGGCCAAGAUCGACGCCAAGAAGGACCAGCUGGCCGAAGCGCAGAUCGAGUUGAAAAGAGCCAAGGCUGAUCUCAAAGCCAAAAAGGAUGUGAAAUCUAAAGCCGCCGUGGAGAAGAAAAAGAAGCUGCUGGAGAAGAUCCAAGAACAGCUGCUGAAGCUGAACGUUCAAGCCACGGACAAAGAGGAAAACAAGCAGAUUGCUCUGGGCACAUCCAAGCUGAACUAUCUGGAUCCCAGGAUUAGUGUGGCCUGGUGUAAGAAGUUUGGGGUGCCCAUCGAGAAGAUUUACAAUAAGACCCAGAGAGAGAAGUUUGCCUGGGCGAUUGACAUGGCUGACGAAGACUUUGAGUUCUGAGAAUGGGGCUUCCCACUGAGGAACGGAAACCCGUGUUACCUCUUGUUCUUCUGGCAGCUUUGGAAGUUUUUAUGUAUUGGGGAAAAUACGUGUAAUGGAAGAAUUUGAUACAUGUAUAUCAUGUCUUCUUUUGUAUAAAAAGAACCCCCGAGUUUAAAUCGGAAACACAGGUACCACUCCCAGUGGUACUAAUCCUGACUAUAGUGGCCUUAUAUAUGAACUUUUAGUUCCUUCUCUCUGCUGCCAAGUGCUUCAUGUCUUCUUUCCCCUUCAGUUCUGAGAUGACGGAGGUUAGGUACGAGUCUUAAGUAUGCAGUAUAAAACUACAUUAGAUUAUCUAAUCCCAUCUCCAUUCUCUGUAUCAGGGUGUCUCUACCCUUGCACUCUGCCUGAGAAUUAGCUUGACAAGAAACACUAAGGAAUGAUAGUGCUGGAACCAAGCGACUGGGGACACUGAAAGCAGCUGUAACAUGACCGAAGGGCUGUAGCAGGAGUCCUGGGUACACUGCAAGAAGGAAUAGUCUACAGAUUUCUAACCCUGUCUGAGCUGGAGUAAGAAUUACAGGAUAUUUUAUUUUCUCUAUUCUUUGGAAGGGGAAACUGGUUCAGAUGCACACAAAUAGUCAUGGUGAUCUAUAGGAAACAUUCGGUUUAUGGAGGGAGGAAAUGAUUGAAAAGGCCAACCAGCACUUAGGGUUGUUAUACAAUAGAUGGUUGAAACCCAAAGUGAAAAUCCUAUUGAUUUGAGCAAAGCCUGCUCAAAUGCACCUUCACUGUAUAACCUUGGUCUAGCAGAACCGUUCUCUGUGGCCCUGAUCCAAAACCCACUGAAGUCAAUAGAUGUUUUCCCAUUGACUUCAGUGGGCUUGGGAUCAAGCCGCAGGUAUCUUUAGACACCAUAUCAGUUGAUGCAAAUCUCACCGCACCCAUUCACUUUCAUAUUGUGGAAAGGUGUCAGGUCCAUGGUAGAGGUUGGAAAUGUUAGUAGGGGUCAUGGUUUUGCUGUAGAAACGACAGUAAGUGGCAUGUGACUUCACUGACUGAGUCCAUGUUUCUCACUGCUCUGGUGACAUAGGGCAGCAAGCUGCCCUCGCCACAAACCGGAUGGGGAUCUACUGUAGGCAAAGUACAGUAAAAUGAACAUAUUUGCCAUAUCACUAUUGAUCACUUGUUUUGAUACAAAGCACAAAGUUUUUUAUGGAUCUUGCAAGCAAUAAGCCUGAAAAUACUUUUGUCAGUAAACCUUUGUAUGCACAUUAAGGGUUAACCCUUCUACCACUCAGUGGAUAAAGUCCAUGUCACUGCGGUCUGGAGGUCCUUUUCUGCAUGUUGAUUUUCAGACCAUCGCUCAUGUGUUAACUUAUUUAAGUUCUCAUUUCUGUUUGAAGUUAGGUGCUUGAAACAUUUCAUUAAA